Messenger RNA from Raphanus sativus (radish), 561 nucleotides. RefSeq lists its product as uncharacterized. Lineage: Eukaryota; Viridiplantae; Streptophyta; Magnoliopsida; Brassicales; Brassicaceae. The transcript is spliced from 3 exons. The coding region runs from base 1 to 561 and encodes 186 amino acids. The record is from RefSeq and is a predicted model, not a curated record.
AUGACUUCACCAGCCGUCUUCGCCGCCGUCCCUGCCGUCGCCCCCGUCUCUGUCGUGACCGCCGUCACCUCCGCCGCCGCCGCCGUCCCAUACACCACCUUCGACUCACUCCGACUCGGCAGGACCGCCCAAUCUCUGGUUGGUAGACUCAUCCGAUUCUGGGAUGCUAAGGAUAUCGAUAAGAACGGGGAACUUUUGGGAAUAACCCUUCUACUGCUUGAUGAGAACGACUCGGUGAUACACGGUUUCAUCCCUGCUAACCGGGUCAGCCAUUACCGGGCAUCACUGGAGUCCGGUUCAAUUGUCAGAUUGGAGUGCUUUGAGGUUGCAAGAGUGUCCCAUAUGUAUAAGGUCACUGAACAUCAGUUCGUGAUUCGAUUCCUUCCUUCAACACGAAUGGUUGGAGUCCAAGUGGGUGGUCCUGUGAUCAAAACCAUACAUGGUGAGGCGUAUUGGCCAUCUGCAAAUGUUGUAGGAGAGAUCCGCUCGGUGCAGGGUUCUGAUCUGGAGAACAACGCAGACACGAGCAGGAUUGUUGUCCUUCUCCUGAUCGAACCGUAA